Toxorhynchites rutilus septentrionalis is the source of this 2306-nucleotide messenger RNA. RefSeq lists its product as uncharacterized. NCBI's taxonomy places the organism in Eukaryota, Metazoa, Arthropoda, Insecta, Diptera, Culicidae. Gene Ontology annotation, molecular function: protein binding. The record is from RefSeq and is a predicted model, not a curated record. The coding region runs from base 263 to 1861 and encodes 532 amino acids. The transcript is spliced from 2 exons.
GUGUCAUCAAAUGUUUUUCACAGCUGCAAUUUUCCGCCUCACUGUUGUUUGUUUAUAUCGGAAGCGCAAUAUCGACUGCACUGGUCAAAAGUUUCGUCCCGUGAGGAAUUUUAACCGUUUCUCAGGCUCCUGACAAUCGUUACCGGUCGAUAAGCAAUGUAGUAUGCCUGGUAGUCUUUGUUGGCGCCGGUUCGCAACUAAAACAGCCCUCUAGUCAGUAUGUCAAUCAGUUUUUUCCAUCACCUGCUGUAGAACUUAGACGAUGUCCAGUUUCGAGUUCCUACCUUUCGAGAUUUGCUGCCUGAUUUUCGACUAUCUAAGCGUGGCGGAUUUAAAAAAUGCCUCCCUCGCCUGUCGCCGUUGGUGUCACAUAAUAUUUUCGGAUUACUACAUUCGAAGGUUCAUGCUGAGGAUCAACCUACAUCGAACAGAUCAUUCCAAGAUGUUGAAAGCGACGGGAUCUCCGGUGAUGUCGGAUAGAUCUCUGGCAACCGGCCCAAGCUCGUUUCCCUGUUCGUUAUAUCAGCGCUGUCGCUUGGCGAAGGGUAAAUCCAAAUGCGAACUGCGGCAGAUGUCGGUGAUGUUGAUGCGGUCCCGUAGGCACUAUAGCAAUAUCACUUUCGUUUGCGAUAACCGGAGCGAGUUCACCGACAAUGUGUUCAAUGUCAUAUUGAACCUUCUGAGACCGAGCGGAUUGGAGCGGGUCGAGAUGUUGAAAAUUAUUCUCUCAUCCAAUUUGAACGUGUUGGUUACGAUAUUGAAUAGUGCUAUCAGAAAUAUGACGCGGCUGAAAAGCUUCCACCUGAUAUAUGAUCCCCAGCGGAGAAUACAGUGUGGGGACCAGAUAAGACCAUGCGUGAUCAUCGAGAGUCAAACGAUAACGCACAUCGAGCUCAAAUCAGUGAUUCCCGAACAAAUCAAGCUGCCGAAGCUGGACUCGCUGGACGUUAGUCUGCAGCCUGGAAUCGCGGCUAUAAUCGAAAGCGUGGCGCACAAUCUGACAUAUCUCCAGCUUCAACUCGACUGCUCGUCUGCGAACUGUGGCGAAGAGGAAAUCUAUGCACUGACAUUGGACCGUCUUAAGGUGCUGAAAAUGAGUCGUGGCAUCAUGAACGAAUUCAGUUUCCCGAUUCCGGUGAGCUCGAAUCGACCGGGACUGAAGCUUCGCUUCUUUCGUCAUUUGGACCAACUGGAGAAACUGAUCCUAGAGGAAAAGUACACAGCGGAGAAUAUUUUUCUCGCUAUCUGUGAAACCUCCCGCAAUCUGGUAGAGCUAAAGAUAGACCACCUUAAGGUUAUCAACUGCACCGUUUUAGAUAGGCUUUCGUUGCUGCAGAAUCUCAAGGUACUUUCGCUUCCAAAUAUUUACUCAUCGCACGAAAUUUCCUUCCACUAUGUCUACCUGCCAAAGCUGGAGAGUCUCCAUCUGGAGAUUUUCAAGGACUCUACGUACUCGUUCAGCAAAUUUCUUAAUCUAAAACGUCUUACCAUCGGCACGUACUCUUCGCAAGCACCGGAAAUAAUCGACAUCAUCUCGAUGCACAUCCAGCAGUUGCGUGAGUUGCGGUUGUACUUCCUCGACUUUGCUGGCGUUCCAUCGCGCACAUUCCGCAAGCUUGCCUACCUGGGGCAGCUGCGCAAACUGGAACUGAUCAAGGGUCACCUCCGGAGGGAUGCCUUCGGACGGUGUCCUCCGGGCAUGAGCGGACUGGAGCUGAUUGUGUUCAACUUCUGCCAGCUUGACACAGAACACUUCGACGGGCUGCGGGAGCGCUUUCCGGCGCUGAAGGACGUCCGGUUCGAGGAUUGCCUGGUGCGCGUCCAGAUGCCGUACUCGGAGGUGAGAUUUAACUAUCGUUAAGGGUUUCGUAGUGAAUUAUUCAAAUUUUAUCGUUAAUAAAAAAAAGAUUUGUUGAUGAAGGAACAAUAGUGUUUUGAACACCGGUUUUUGAGCUAUAGGAAUCAGAUGGGAAAGUCUAGGGGUCUUCUUUUUAUAAGACCGCGUUUUUCAGUAAGAGUGCCAAAUCAGAAAACAAGUCACGAUUUUAUGAAAUGAAGUUAUCGUUAAUAACAAAUUCCGCUACAAAAGAAAUGAUUGAAAUGAUUGAAACAGCAAUCAAAUCAGAAAUACGUUUGAUAUUCUCUAGCCAUUGUGAUUCCCUAAUCCGCUAACGGUUUAAAUCAGGGAUUCUAAAAGAGGUCGAUGUCGAACCCUUGGGGUCGAGAACAGCUUCCCAGAGGUCGACAAGAUACUGUAUAAGUUGUGUUACGUGAACCAACUCGUUAUAAGAAUGACUAAUAUUUAA